ACUGCUCCGUGAAACACGUAUGCGGUCUGCGGUCGUCAUAUCGUGUAUAUUACAGGGCGAGUUUGAGCUAGAAGAGUCGAGCGACUUCCUCGGAGCAGCCUGUGCGGAUCGUUUUGCCUUACUCAUGCACUAUUGAAAAGACGAUCGGCCGUGUCGACAAGUUCGACAAGCCGAAGCGACUUGUUCGCGUCUGUGGCGGUCGAGCAUUUGACGGUCGCCGUGACGUGCGGCCGCUCUCGUGACUCAUCCCGUACGAGAUAUACACGCGUCUGAUACGAGACGCUGCCGCAUUAAAGUAGCCAAAAUACAAAAAUUGCAUAUAAUAGAUCCGCCGUUAUAGACAUAGACGUGUAUGCGCAAGAGAUAUUUCUGAUGUGACAUCUGCAUACGUGACACGUAUAUACAAUCGCCGCCGAGGAGAUCGCACAGGCGUGUUUGUAUGCGCACUUCAAGCCGCGAGCGAGAAGCCUCGAACACCUCUCGGAUCUCUUUUGCAUGGUGCAUACAUUGUAAGAAAACAUGCCUCUGUUUGGAAAGUCCCAGAAGAGUCCAGCGGAGGUGGUGAAGGCUCUCAAGGAAGCGGUAAACGCGUUGGAACGUGGCGACAAGAAGGUAGAGAAGGCGCAAGAAGAUGUGAGCAAGAAUCUUGUACACAUAAAAAACAUGCUAUACGGAACGGCCGAGACGGAACCGCAGGCUGACAUCGUGGUGGCACAGUUGGCACAGGAAUUAUACAACAGCAAUCUGCUACUUCUGCUUGUGCAAAAUCUAAGUCGCAUCGACUUCGAGGGGAAGAAGGAUGUGGCACAGGUCUUCAAUAACAUUCUGCGGAGACAAAUUGGAACUAGAUCACCCACUGUAGAAUACAUAUGUACUAAACCUGAAAUUCUUUUUACACUUAUGUCUGGCUACGAGCAUCAAGACAUUGCACUCAACUGUGGCACCAUGUUGCGAGAAUGUGCGAGAUACGAAGCACUGGCGAAAAUUAUGAUCUAUUCAGACGACUUUUACAAUUUCUUCAGAUACGUCGAGGUCUCUACGUUUGAUAUCGCAUCGGACGCUUUCUCUACAUUUAAAGAAUUACUUACAAGGCACAAAAUACUCAGCGCUGAAUUUUUAGAGAUACAUUACGAUAAAGUUUUCUCGCACUAUCAAAGGUUACUCAAUUCAGAAAAUUAUGUAACAAGACGACAGAGUUUAAAACUGUUGGGCGAGCUAUUGCUAGAUAGACACAAUUUUACAGUCAUGACCCGAUAUAUAUCGAAUCCAGAUAAUUUGAAGUUAAUGAUGAAUAUGCUGAAAGAAAAGUCUCGCAAUAUACAGUUUGAAGCUUUCCACGUUUUCAAGGUAUUUGUAGCAAAUCCCAAUAAACCGAAACCCAUUCUGGAUAUAUUGCUCCGCAAUCAGGAGAAGCUGAUCGAGUUCCUGACGCGCUUCCACACGGAUCGUUCCGAGGAUGAACAAUUCAAUGACGAGAAGGCAUAUCUGAUUAAGCAGAUCAAAGAACUUAAACUCACUUUGAUGGUGUAUUUUCUUGUGUAGUCGUGCUUCGUCAGAGUGAUCAGGAUACUGCAUGCUCGCAAACAGACUUUCAUCCAUGGUACUGAUCUGUUGUUCUGCGCUAUUAUAUUGUAAAUGUCAUCGGCCAAAUUCAGCUCGCAGAGGAUGAUGCAAACGGUCGGUGAUAAUUUCGUUAUAGUAUCUAUGAAGGACAAAUUAUUCACAUAUCAUUUUUAUAUAUCAUUUUCAUUGAGACUGCCGAGUCAUCAGAUUACUUAAGGAAACAAUAGUGUAUAUAUAUAAAAUAAAAAUAGAAUUUUAGAUUAA
Molecule: messenger RNA, 1827 nt
Organism: Cataglyphis hispanica
Lineage: Eukaryota; Metazoa; Arthropoda; Insecta; Hymenoptera; Formicidae
Gene: Mo25
Product: protein Mo25
Exons: 9
Coding region: 520-1542 (340 amino acids)
Biological process (GO): intracellular signal transduction
Molecular function (GO): protein serine/threonine kinase activator activity
Source: RefSeq, a predicted model, not a curated record